GUAGCUAUCUUAUCACAAACUGGCACAGGCAUAUUCCUAUUUUCUAUUAAGUUAUUACAUAGUUUUAGAUUUAAAAAACAGCUACCGGUUACCAUUCCAUAACUGGUAUUUGACCUGAGGAGUCACCAACGGCAGCCAUCUUGACGCAUGUCUCUUUUUUCAAAGAAGGAAACUGUGCAGGAUUGGGGCACACGGUUGCUUCGUCUUUCUACAGAAUAUUUGAUAUCCUGUAGAUUCUAUUUUCUUAAGUGAUAUUUUUGUUUUGUUUUGAUAAGUAAACUAGCAUUGUCCUUACGCGUUAUCUGAACAAGGGAGUGUAUUAGCGGUCUGUUGCAAAAAUACGUUCAACGAUUUGAAGGUUUAUUUAUAAAGGAUUAAUUUUCCAAAUUAAGUGGCCACAAAUAUCGCUCUUAACUAUUGACAUAGCACAAUCGAGCAGAAUUUACAAGGUUGCGGAGCCCUGUGGUUAACAUCAAAGACCUUUGCCCAGUGGGCCUAGGAUUCGAUACUCAUCGCAGCCUCUCUGAGGCCAGACCCCAUGCUGCAGACAUGUGGUAUUAUACCAUCCUCCUGGUUAUGAUAACCCCUGGUGUCUUGGGUGACGCUAGCGUUCCUAAUUUCGACUGUGAUUUUGAAAGUGAUCAGUGUGGAUGGACCUCUGAUUUGUCGAAUAACCUAGUCUGGACCAGGAACUCUGGACCUACUUCAACUCCAAGGACUGGACCGUCAGGAGACCAUACAUCAGGCUCAGGAUUUUACUUGUACAUCGAAGCUGCUGGUGCCAGUACUGGGGACAAGGCGACCAUCAUAUCGCCUACCAUCCCCGCCCUCCCCGCUGGGGGAGCAUGUGUCUCAUUCUGGUACCAUAUGCUGGGGACCACGAUGGGUACAUUGACGGUGUAUAGCCCUCAAAAUCAAGAGAAGUGGAAGAAGGCGGGCGACCAGGGGAAUCUGUGGAUGCAGGCAAACGUUUGGUUGCAGUCCACUUCAAGCUCGUCGCAGAUGUAUAUUACUGGCGAGCUCGGCGGAUCGCAUUACUCAGAUAUGGCCAUAGAUGAUCUGUCAAUAAAAACAGGAAUCGUGUGUCAAGAUGAUUUGCCGGAUGCCCACAGCUGUGAUUUUGAUCAAGAUUUUUGCUCCUGGUCUUCUACUCCUAACCCUAAGAUCAAAUGGAUAAGACACUCUGGUCCAACGCAAUCCACAGGAACUGGUCCUUCAAACGACCAUACAAAGGGAGACAAGACAGGAUAUUACAUCUACGUCGAAGCUAGCGGUGCUGCCUUGGGCGCCAAAGCUCUUCUCAUCUCUGACGUCAUAAAGAACAGUGACAAUGGAUAUUGCAUGGAUUUCUGGUACCACAUGUUUGGUGCAUCCCUUGGUGUCCUGAGUCUGUACCAGAAGAUAGAAGGAAGCGAUGAUCCGCAGACCUUGAUCUGGACUGAGACACAACCUAGAGGUCCACAGUGGAAUCAAGCGCAGCUACAGUUCACUGGCUCCGAUCCAUACCGGCUUGUCGUAGAAGGAGGAAUUUCCUUAGAAAAUAUCGGGUAUGGAGACAUUGCAGUUGAUGAUAUAUCGUUUCAUGAUGGCAAAUGUCCGACACCAAAUCACUGUGAUUUUGAGAGCGGAGAUUGCGGCUACACUCCCGGAAGCGGAAGUAACUUCAACUGGAAUGUCAUCCAGCCAAGUUCAGACGUCAAUACGCCCUCUAUUGACAGUACUUACCGAACUGCAGCAGGACACGUGCUUUUUGCCGAUAUAUCAUCUUUGUCAUCGGGUAACCAGAAAGGGAUUAUAGAGACCGGUAUGUUCGAUCCAACCGGGGUUAAAGGUCAAUGUUUUCAGUUCUGGUACUACGUGGGGACGUCUACCGUAUCUGUACUAAAGGUAUUCUUGGUGAUUGGAGGUGAACGGACUAAGCUAUGGGAGAUGCAUUCUGCUAGCCAUCCUGCAGAAUGGCAUGUUCAAGAAGCAAACCUUAUCAGUACAACACAGAAAAUGAAGAUUUCAUUCGAAGCUAGCAGUGAUAACAUCGACUGGCCAGGCGGUAUAGCAAUAGAUGACAUUACCUUGGCCGAUUUUCCCUGCUCACCUUUUGGUAGCUGUGACUUUGAGAAUGGAUACUGCACGUGGAAGAAUGAAGAAAAUGAUGACGACACUAACUGGCUACGUAAUAAUGGGAUGACGAUAUCGUUUAACACUGGAGCUGAUGUUGAUCACACGUAUGGGACUAUGGAUGGUGAAUACAUCUACUUGGAAGGCUCGUACCUGGAACAGGAAAAUGCGGCCAUCUUGAAAUCUACCGUGUUCACAGCCGAUACAACCCGAUGCUUCGGGUUCUGGUACUUCAUGAUGGGUAGUGGGAUAGGUAAUCUCAUAACACAGAUUACUGCCGAGAGUCUAUCCCCAAAACUGACUCUCAGGACCAUACAAGGGAACAAGGGAUACGGAUGGAAACAAGCUUUUGUUCCAAUACAACCUCUAUCUGGUUCAUACUCGUAUGAGAUCCUCCUAAAAGGAACCAUUGGUCCUACUCCAUACGCUGAUAUUUCCAUCGAUGACAUCACGGUUGAGAACAGGGAUUGCUCAGAUGAAGCAGCUCCGGUUACACACAACUGCGAUUUUGAGAGCGAUCUAUGCUACUGGUAUCAAGAUGAACAAGACGAUUUUAAUUGGGUCCGGGCUUCAGGAGUCUCGGAUACUGCAGGAACCGGACCCGGAGCGGACCAUACCUAUGGAAAUGAUCGGGGAUACUACAUAUAUACAGAAGCCUCUGGUCUCCAACCUGGCAACGUGGCUCGCCUGUUGUCUAAUCUUCUCAUCGACCCAAGUGAAGGUAGCUGUAUGGAGUUUUGGUAUCAGAUGUACGGUAUGCACCUUGGCAGUCUAAACGUAUACAUGAAGAUUGAUGAUAAUGAGACCGCCCUCUGGAGUGAGACAGAGUCCAGGGGACCACAUUGGAUUCCAGCACGAGUGCAGAUUAAUACAACGGAACGGUUCACUGUUAUAUUUGAAGGUAUCAGGGGGCCGAAUUAUCAAGGGGACAUCGCUUUAGAUGACAUUACAUUUACAACCGGCGAUUGCGGCACACCGAGUUACUGUGGGUUCGAGAAUGGACUAUGUGGUUUCACUCAACCAGCAAGUGAUAUCGUACAAUGGGCACUAACAUCGUCGUCGCCAUCUAUGUCAUCACCAACACCAACAACCGCCCCGUAUCUUCCACCAUUUGACGCUACUUAUAGAACACCAGCAGGUCACUUUAUGUAUCUUGAACUUCAUGAUGAUCAGAACAAUAACGAUGGUGGACUGUCGACAGGUGUAUUUCCAACAGGAACAGAUGCAGACAGAUGCCUUAACGUCUGGUUUUAUAUGCAAAAUAGCGUUAAAAUAAGUCUGAAGGUAAACAUGUGAAUACUGUUAUAAGCUAUGGAAAUCCUUGUAUGUGAUUGGUUGAUAGCACAUGUGUAUGUUUCCAUCACUGACAAGACAGUUUAAUCAUUCUCCAGGUCAUACAGUUAGGAUUGACUUCGACGAAUCAAAAUCAGCUAGCUUCGAUUGUUGGUGAAGAUUUGGCAGAUGAGUGGCAUGUAAUACAAGCAGCUCUAUCGGUCACAGAGGAAUUCAAGAUCAUAUUCCAAGCUACAAAUCUCGAUCAAAAUGAGGAUGUCUCAAUAAGCAUCGAUGAAUUCAAGAUUACAGAUGGUCUGUGUCCUCAGCCUGGCAGUUGUGAUUUCGAAAAUGGUUUCUGUACAUGG
Messenger RNA from Lytechinus pictus (painted urchin), 3755 nucleotides. Its product is annotated as MAM and LDL-receptor class A domain-containing protein 1-like. The coding region runs from base 550 to 3411 and encodes 953 amino acids. The transcript has 19 exons. Lineage: Eukaryota; Metazoa; Echinodermata; Echinoidea; Temnopleuroida; Toxopneustidae. The record is from RefSeq and is a predicted model, not a curated record. Gene Ontology annotation, cellular component: membrane.